CGCCGGCCCGCCGCUGGGCGCUCCGCGCUCCCAGCCCCGAGUUGUGCAAUCCUUUGUAGCACGCCAGAGAGUCCUCCUCCUUCGCUGUUGCCUCUCGCCCUCUCUCUCUCUCUCUCUCUUUUUUUCAAGCUGUGAGCUCAACCGAUGAGUCAGAGCAGUGCAAUCCUGACACUGCAUCGCAGGACUGGGGGGUGACACGGAGGGAGGGAGAGCGAUCGCGAGGCGGACACCACGGGCGCGGGGUGCACCGAGGCUCCUGUGCCGGGAGCGAGGGGUGACAGCCCGCGCGUCCCGCCCGGGCCCUGCCAGCAAACUUCCCGGCCUCGGGAGGCGCGAGCUGGCGGAAAUUCUGCGAGCGUCGCGGGGAGGCGGCGGCGCCUGUUUGUUUUUAAAAUCGGGAGUGUGUGCAGGCGGCUGGAGCCUGGGAGGCGACCGAAGGCGGCGGCCCGCGGCGGAAAGGGGACAGCCGAUGCCGGAGCUCGGGUAGGAGCAGGGCUCCAGGGCCCUGUGGAGCAUCAUGAACUGGGAACUGUAGAGGAGCCUGAGAGCCUCUCUGCAAAAAGGAAGGAAGCGCCAGCAGUUCUUUCUCCCCGUGCCCGACCGCAUCAUCCAGCGUUUCCUCUGCCCUCUCUGGCUGCUGGACUAGGGCCAAGCUUCCAGCAGGACCAUCCCCCAGGGGAUGGGCAACUGGUGAAGUAGGUCUCACUGCCGGGGCCCAGUUGGCCACACCAUGAACCUCCAGGCCCAGCCCAAGGCUCAGAACAAGCGGAAGCGUUGCCUCUUUGGGGACCAGGAACCAGCUCCCAAGGAGCAGCUCCAGCCCCUGCAAGCACCACAGCAGCCCCCAGCCCCUCCACCGUCCAGAGUGAAGGAGGAGCCUUACUUUGCACACGAGGGUGCGGCAGGGGCUGUCCCCGCCUCCCAGCCUGUGGAACUGCCCCCUUCCAACAGCCUGGCCCUGCUGAACUCCGUGGUGUAUGGGUCUGAGCGAACCAUGUUGUCUCAGCAGGUGGGCUCGGUCAAGUGGCCCAACUCUGUGAUGGCUCCAGGGCGGGGCCCGGAGCGUGGAGGGGUUGGGGGUGUCAGUGACAGCGGCUGGCAGCAGCAGCCGGGCCAGCCUCCGCCCCACUCGACGUGGAAUCGCCACAGCCUGCCCCUUUACAGUGGACCCAAGGGAAGCCCUCAUCCUGGCAUGGGGGUCUCCAGCUACUAUAACCACCCUGAGCCACUGAAGCGGGAGAAAGCAGGGGGGCCACAGCUGGACCGCUUUGGGAACGCUGUGCGGCCAAUGGUGCCGCAGAAGGUGCAGCUGGAGGUUGGGCGGCCCCAGGCACCCCUGAACUCUUUCCAUGUGGCCAAGAAGCCGCCGAACCAGACGCUGCCCCUGCAGCCCUUCCAGCUGGCGUUCGGCCACCAGGUGAACCGGCAGGUCUUCCGGCAGGGCCCAUCGCCGCCCAACCCCGUCGCCGCCUUCCCACCGCAGAAGCAGCAGCAGCAGCAGCAAGCGGCCCUGCCCCAGAUGCAGCUCUUUGAGAACUUCUACCCCAUGCAGCAGCCACCCUCUCAGCAGCCCCAGGACUUUGGCCUGCAGCCGGCCGGGCCGCUGAGCCAGUCCCACCUGGCUCACCACAGCCUGGCACCCUACCCCUUCCCCCCAAACCCUGACAUGAACCCAGAACUGCGCAAGGCCCUCCUGCAGGAGUCAGCCCCGCAGCCUGUGCUACCUCAGGCCCAGAUCGCCUUUCCCCGCCGUUCCCGCCGCCUCUCUAAGGAGGGCGUCCUGCCUUCCACCACCCUGGAUGGGGCUGGCACCCAACCUGGGCAGGAUCCCGCCAGCAACCUGUUCCUGCACCACUGGCCCCUGCAGCAGCCGCCACCCGGCACCCUGGGGCAGCCCCAUCCUGAAGCUCUGGGAUACCCGCUGGAGCUGAGGGAGUCGCAGUUGCUGUCGGACGGGGAGAGACUGGCACCCAAUGGCCGGGAGCGGGAGGCUCCCGCCAUGGGCAGCGAGGAGGGCACGCGGGCUGUGGGCACAGGGGACUGUGGGCAGGUGCUACGGGGUGGGGUGAUCCAGAGCACUCGACGGAGGCGCCGGGCGUCCCAGGAGGCCAAUUUGCUGACCCUGGCCCAGAAGGCAGUGGAGUUGGCCUCACUGCAGAACACAAAGGAUGCCAGUGGCUCUGAGGAGAAGCGGAAAAGUGUAUUGGCUUCAACUACCAAGUGUGGGGUGGAGUUUUCUGAGCCUUCCUUAGCUGCCAAGCGAGCGCGAGAGGACAGCGGGAUGGUACCCCUCAUAAUCCCAGUGUCUGUGCCUGUGCGGGCUGUGGACCCAACUGAGGCAGCCCAAGCUGGAGGUGUUGACGAGGAUGGAAAGGGUCCUGAGCAGAACCCCACUGAACACAAGCCGUCGGUCAUCGUCACCCGCAGGCGGUCCAACCGUAUCCCCGGGACUGAUGCCCCAGCUCAGGCUGAGGACAUGAACGUCAAGUUGGAGGGGGAGCCUUCAGUGCGGAAACCAAAGCAGCGGCCGAGGCCUGAGCCUCUGAUCAUCCCCACCAAGGCGGGCACGUUCAUUGCCCCUCCUGUCUACUCCAACAUCACCCCGUACCAGAGCCACCUGCGCUCCCCUGUCCGCCUAGCUGACCACCCCUCCGAGCGGAGCUUUGAGCUGCCUCCCUAUACACCACCCCCCAUCCUCAGCCCCGUGCGGGAAGGCUCCGGACUCUAUUUCAAUGCCAUCAUGUCGACCAGCAGCAUCCCAGCCCCUCCUCCCAUCACGCCAAAGAGUGCCCAUCGCACCCUGCUCCGGUCUAAUAGCGCUGAAGUCACCCCGCCUGUCCUCUCUGUGAUGGGGGAGGCCACCCCAGUGAGCAUCGAGCCACGGAUCAAUGUGGGCUCCCGGUUCCAAGCAGAAAUCCCCUCGAUGAGGGACCGCUCCCUGGCAGCAGCAGACUCCCACAAGGCCGACUUGGUGUGGCAGCCAUGGGAGGACCUAGAGAGCAGCCAGGAGAAGCAGAGGCAAGUGGAAGACCUGCUGACGGCCGCCUGCUCCAGCAUUUUCCCUGGAGCUGGCACCAACCAGGAGCUAGCCCUGCACUAUCUGCACGAGUCCAGGGGAGACAUCCUGGAAACGCUGAACAAGCUGCUACUGAAGAAGCCCCUGCGGCUCCACAACCACCCAUUGGCAACUUAUCACUACACAGGCUCCGACCAGUGGAAGAUGGCUGAGAGGAAGCUGUUCAACAAGGGCAUUGCCAUCUACAAGAAGGAUUUCUUCUUGGUGCAGAAACUGAUCCAAACCAAGACCGUGGCCCAGUGUGUGGAGUUCUACUACACCUACAAGAAGCAGGUGAAGAUUGGCCGCAAUGGGACGCUAACCUUCGGGGAUGUGGAUACUAGUGAUGAAAAGUCGGCCCAGGAAGAGGUUGAAGUGGAUAUUAAGACUUCUCAGAAGUUCCCCAGGGUGCCUCCUCCCAGAAGAGAGUCCCCAAGUGAAGAGAGGCUAGAGCCUAAGAAGGAAGUAAAGGAGACCAGAAAGGAGGAGGAGGAAGAGAUGCCAGAGACCCAGGAGAAGGGGGAGCAGGAAGAGGGGCGAGAGCGAAGCCGGCGGGCAGCAGCUGUCAAAGCCACGCAGACACUACAGGCCAAUGAGUCGGCCAAUGACAUCCUCAUCCUCCGAAGCCACGAAUCCAAUGCCCCUGGAUCUGCGGGUGGCCAGGCCUCAGAGAAGCCAAGGGAGGGACCAGGGAAGUCACGUAGGGCACUUCCUUUUUCGGAGAAGAAGAAAAAACCAGAGCCAUUUAAUAAGAGCCAGAAUCAGGAGAACACUUUUCCAUGUAAAAAAUGUGGCAGGGUGUUUUACAAGGUGAAGAGCCGCAGCGCUCACAUGAAGAGCCACGCCGAGCAGGAGAAGAAGGCGGCCGCUCUGAGGCAGAAGGAGAAAGAGGCCGCGGCCGCUGCGGCCACUGCAGCCGCCUCCCCCCACCAGCCGGCCCUGAGGGAGGAGAGCAGCGCGGGCGAGAGGGGCUGACGCCCGGGGCUCCGGGCCCUGCUCCAGCCUGAGACGCUCUGCCAGCACUGGAACCUCCAGAGGGAGAGAUCACGUGGACUUGUCUUUGCAAAACGGAUACAAUUAAAUAAACGGCUCUUUUACUUA
Messenger RNA from Mesoplodon densirostris (Blainville's beaked whale), 4156 nucleotides. RefSeq names its product mitotic deacetylase associated SANT domain protein (gene MIDEAS). The transcript has 13 exons. The coding region runs from base 731 to 4030 and encodes 1099 amino acids. Gene Ontology annotation, biological process: regulation of transcription by RNA polymerase II; negative regulation of DNA-templated transcription. The record is from RefSeq and is a predicted model, not a curated record. Gene Ontology annotation, molecular function: transcription corepressor activity. Gene Ontology annotation, cellular component: transcription regulator complex; histone deacetylase complex. Lineage: Eukaryota; Metazoa; Chordata; Mammalia; Artiodactyla; Ziphiidae.